AUGGAAAAUAUAAAUCAAGUAAUGGGGAAUUCAUCAGGAGCUAAUAAGCAGCUUCUUAUCGAAAAGCCACAAAAAGCUAUCACAGAAAAGAAGAGUAGGUGUUUUUUUAUGUCAAAACCAAAAAUUGCAAAGAAAACAACUUGUGGAAAUAAUUCACGUGACGUUGACAAAAGAAAAAAUAAUUUAGAAUUUGCACAGAGAAAUUACGACACUAACCAAUCAAUUAACGUUAUUACGAAGGAUUCAAAAAUAAUUCAACCCGAUUUUUGCUCUAAAAAAUCUUAUUGCUUGCCAAAUGUCCCUUUUGAAAUAGACGAGAAGUAUAGAGCACAAAGAAGAUUAAUGCUGAAAAAAGAAAUAUUUGCCGGUCUAUUUGACAAGAAAAUCGAGAUUUCGGAGAUCCCUGACGAUUAUUCAGGGGACGAAUUAUAA
Blepharisma stoltei is the source of this 432-nucleotide messenger RNA. The record is from the annotation of a GenBank genome assembly. Lineage: Eukaryota; Ciliophora; Heterotrichea; Heterotrichida; Blepharismidae.